GCGCAAAUAUCAAAUACAAAUUCAAACACUAAUACUACCAAAAUUUGAACUUUCCAGAAUCGAAAGUGAAAGUUGGAUAGACCAAUUUGCCUCUCACAACCGAAAUUCAAUAAAUCCCUCAGUUUAAACAUGGAAAAACAAAUCGAAGAAUUGAAGAGUGAUAUUGAAGAAAUUAACAGUUUACUCGAAUCUGCUUGUCGAACACGAGUUAAAGAUCUUCUUGGAUUGGAUAAAAGAAAAUUGGAAACUGAGUUAAUACAAAAACAGGAUCGCCUAAAAAGUUCAACAGAACAAAAAUCAAUACCUGGAACAACAGUGAAGCCAAAGACAGGACCUUACACAGUCACAAUACAUAACUAUGCAUGGGAUCAAUCAGAAAAGUUCAUGAAACUCUAUGUCACCCUUAAAGGUGUACAAUCUUUACCUAAAGAUCAAAUUACCAGUCAAUUCACAAAAAGAACCAUCAGAUUAAAAGUGAACGACUUGGAUGGUAAAAAUCAUGAACUUUAUAUUUCCAAUCUUUUUGAGGAUAUACAACCCAGUGAAAGUUUUUUCAAGAUUAAAACAGACACUGUCCUGGUAAUGAUGAGAAAGGACAAUUCCAAAACCUGGUCACAUGUCACUCAGCGAGAUCAUAAAGAAAAGGAAGCCAAAAAACCCAAAGUGGAUGAAAAUGCUGAUCCCAAUGACAGUUUGAUGACUAUGAUGAAACAGAUGUAUGAAGACGGAGAUGAUGAGAUGAAGAAAACUAUAGCAAAGGCAUGGAGUGAAAAUAGGAACAAACAAUCCAAAGAUACGGAAUAAUUCCAGUCAUCAUCACAUACAUGUACAAAUGAUUGACAGCAAAAAGUAGCAUAGAUUUUUUAAAAUGUAUCAAAUAUCUGAAGAAUAAUUAACUCAUCAAUGUAUAAUUUCAUACUAAUUGUGUUAAACUGUCAUAAUCAUGUAUCAACUAAUAAAUUUCUGAUUUUGUA
Messenger RNA from Mytilus trossulus (common blue mussel), 974 nucleotides. Its product is annotated as calcyclin-binding protein-like. Gene Ontology annotation, molecular function: S100 protein binding; tubulin binding; ubiquitin protein ligase binding. The transcript has 6 exons. Gene Ontology annotation, biological process: heart development. Bases 130 to 804 code for a protein of 224 amino acids. NCBI's taxonomy places the organism in Eukaryota, Metazoa, Mollusca, Bivalvia, Mytilida, Mytilidae. Gene Ontology annotation, cellular component: nucleus. The record is from RefSeq and is a predicted model, not a curated record.